AUGGCAGAGGAAGGCCAGCAGCCUCGCAUCCACGUCGCUGCCUCUGAGGCACGCCGGCUUGUGCAAGAUAUUCUUCAAGGAAACGGCGUGUCCGCGGAAAAUGCGUCCAUUGUCGCCCGCUGCCUCGUCGCCGCCGACCUUCGCGGUGUCGACACCCACGGCAUGAACCGCAUCCCCUCUUACAUGGAGCGCGUCCGGCAGGGCGCCCUCGCCGCCGGCGCCAACCCGUCCGUCACGCAAGUCACUCCAGUGGUGGCGCACGUGGACGGACACAACGGAUUCAGCUUCGUCGCCGCUCACGCCGGCAUGGAGGCUGCAAUCGCCGCGGCUCGCACAUACGGCAUCGGGCUCGCAAGCGUCAAGCACUCGAACCACUUCGGCAUGAGCGCGUGGGCCGUCCAACAGGCGCUCGAUGCAGACAUGAUGAGCCUCGUCUUUACCAACUCGAGCCCGGCGCUACCCGCAUAUGGUGGCAAGAGCAAGCUGAUUGGCGUUUCACCCAUUGCCUGCGGCGCUCCGGGUAAGGGACCCAUGAAAGACUUCAUUCUCGAUAUGGCGCCGUCGGUGGCGGCCCGCGGAAAGAUCUACAAGGCCAAGCGUCGAGGCGAGAAGAUACCGCUUGGCUGGGCGCUUGAUGCUGAAGGCCGUCCGACAGAAGACCCGGAGGCAGCGCUGGGUGGUGUGAUGCUACCCAUGGGAGGGCCAAAGGGUUCCGCGUUGUCCAUCAUGAUGGACGUCUUCUCAGGGGUCCUGUCGGGCUCUGCUUUCGCGGGCCACGUCACGGGUCCCUACGACCCAUCGCGGCCGGCAGACGUCGGCCACUUUCUCGUCGUUAUCAAGCCGGACUUGUUCAUGGACCUCGACGAGUUCCGCGAGCGGAUGCAGUAUCUGUACGACAGGGUCGUGGGAUCGGAAAAGGCGGCGGGCGUCGAGCGGAUCUAUUUUCCCGGAGAGAUUGAGCAGCUGACCCAGCAGGAGCGGGAGAAGACGGGUAUCCCGCUCGUCCAAGCCGAGAUUGACGCUCUGAACGAAGAGGCGGAGAGGGUGUCGGUGAGAAAGCUCGAGACGCUGGCGUAG
Purpureocillium lilacinum is the source of this 1077-nucleotide messenger RNA. RefSeq lists its product as uncharacterized. Lineage: Eukaryota; Fungi; Ascomycota; Sordariomycetes; Hypocreales; Ophiocordycipitaceae. The record is from RefSeq and is a predicted model, not a curated record. Gene Ontology annotation, molecular function: oxidoreductase activity.